AUGGAGGAUCAAAAUGGUGGUGGUAAGUUAAGCCAAGGGCUUCGGAAGUUGAAGCCUUAUCUUGCUAUAUUGUCCCUUCAGUUUGGCUACUCAGGGAUGUAUAUCAUCACUAUGGUUUCUUUCAAGCAUGGCAUGAGUCAUUGGAUACUCUCAGUGUACCGUCAUAUAGUUGCUGCUAUUAUAAUAGUGCCUUUUGCACUUGUCCUUGAAAGAAAAAUAAGACCAAAGAUGACUCUUACCAUCUUCUUGAGGAUAGUGGCACUUGGUUUCCUUGAGCCAGUGCUGGAUCAGAACUUGUACAACAUGGGGAUGAAGAUGACUUCAACAACGUUUGCAUCCGCCACAGUUAAUGUCCUCCCGGCCAUUACUUUUAUAAUGGCACUCAUUUUCAGACUGGAGAAGGUGAACUUGAGAAAAUUUCACAGCCUAGCGAAGGUCAUUGGAACGGUUAUAACAGUUUCAGGAGCAAUGGUUAUGACUCUGUACAAAGGCCCUGCCUUCCAAAUCAUAAAGGGUGGAGGAGCCAUCAGCCACCAUAGCAACUCUAGCAGUAGUUCCACUGAACCCUCUGAUCAACACUGGGUGGUUGGCACAGUCUAUCUUAUAUCAAGUUGUGCCAGUUGGGCUGGUUUCUUCAUUUUGCAAUCAUUCACUUUGAAGAAGUACCCAGCAGAGCUCUCACUCACAGCAUGGAUUUGCGUAAUGGGUAUCAUUGAGGGUUCAAUCGCAUCCCUUAUAUUCGAAAGAGACUUUAGUGUAUGGGUCAUAGGCUGGGACUCAAGGCUUCUUGCUUGUGUGUAUUCUGGAGUGAUUUGUUCCGGAAUGGCAUACUAUGUACAAGGGGUUGUAACCAGGGAACGUGGACCAGUGUUUGUGACAUCUUUCAGCCCUCUAUGUAUGAUUAUCACCGCUGCAUUGGGUUCCCUUGUCUUAGCUGAGCAAGUUCAUCUUGGAAGCAUAUUUGGGGCUAUUCUGAUUGUGUGCGGACUUUACACUGUGGUGUGGGGCAAAAGCAAAGACCGUAAGAACACAACAGAUAUAGGGAAAGAAACAAGGCAAGAAUUGCCAAUAAAGGACGGUACAAAACCAGCGUCAGACAUUUUUGAAGGCCUUGAGAUCGAUGUUCCUGUUGAGGUGUUGAAGAAAGGUGUCCCACCAACAACAACAUCAUCAUCAUGA
This is a messenger RNA of Sphenostylis stenocarpa, 1179 nucleotides long. NCBI's taxonomy places the organism in Eukaryota, Viridiplantae, Streptophyta, Magnoliopsida, Fabales, Fabaceae. The record is from the annotation of a GenBank genome assembly.